This is a messenger RNA of Tachysurus vachellii, 4246 nucleotides long. RefSeq names its product SFI1 centrin binding protein (gene sfi1). Gene Ontology annotation, molecular function: phosphatase binding. The record is from RefSeq and is a predicted model, not a curated record. NCBI's taxonomy places the organism in Eukaryota, Metazoa, Chordata, Actinopteri, Siluriformes, Bagridae. Bases 244 to 3963 code for a protein of 1239 amino acids. The transcript is spliced from 32 exons.
UUCGUGUCAUCUGUAGAAAUGGGUAUGUGUGAGGGAUAUCAGGAAACUUCAUUUAAGUGUUCAUAAAUCGUUACUUUUAACCAUAUAUGUAUAUCUAUGGUUUACUAGGUAAUUAAAAAAAAAAGAACAGACAAUAAACGUUUGCUCUCACUGUGCUGUCUAUAUGAAGAAGUUGCCUAGGCAGCGACUUGGCUAACAGGAACAAAGUGGCUAAAAUCGAAUAAAGGAUUCUGGUCAAAGACAAUGAAAAAAGCAAAAACACGAUGUGGAAAACAGGCUGUGUCUGCAAAGGGCUUGAUGAGGAAUACAAAUAAAAUCACUUACAGAGUAGGAUACACUUGGAACAGAGGCGGACGACUCAAAGAGCUCAGGAUACGGCAUCUUGCGCGGAAGUUUCUUCACCUCUGGAUUCAGAAGACUUUUGGACAAAUCACUCCAUCACAGGCCAGGUCUCACCACAGAAAGGUGGUCCUGAGGAAGGUUCUGGGGGUCUGGAAAGAUGAGUGGUGGCAUGCCAGAAGAGAGUGGACGCUGUCUGUUAGAGCAGAUUGUCACUAUAAAUAUGUCCUGUACAGUAAAGUGUACCAAGCCUGGUGUGAAUAUUUGUCUAUUAAGAAAGAAGAGAAAAAAAAACUGCAGAUUGCAUUUGUCUAUGAGACGCGGCGUCGGAUGCGUGUCGUAUGGGAUGGCUGGGAGCUGUAUGUGGAAAUGAGACGCUUAAAGCACAGGAUGUAUGACACAGCCUUAAAACACCACAGUCAUACUGCUAUUGGGCGUUUGUGGAAUGUGUGGCAAACUGCACUACAGCAACGUAGAACAGAACAUCUGUAUGAAGAUUUGGCUCUACAGCAAUGGACUACAUCUAUACAGAGGAGAGCAUUGCUGCAAUGGAAAAGGAAAUAUGCACAGACAUGUAUCUUGAGAGAGAAAGAAGCCAGAGUAUAUCUUCAGUACUGCCUGAAAAUCCAGAAAUGUGUUCUACAAUGUUGGAUUACAUACACUCAACACAAGAAAGUUCAGAAUGAAACAAAAGCUGUGGCUAGCAGUGUAUGGCACUGCUCUGUGUUGAGGAGGUACUGGUGUGCAUGGCACAGAGCUUUGCAGAACAGACAGAAAGACAGAGAUAAUGGACAGAUUGCAGAGAAUUUUGCAAUGCAUGUUACUCAACGCCGAGCAUUCUCACAUUGGAGAGAUUAUGUGCACAUGUGCUCUGUGAAGGCCAAACAAGAGCAGACUGCCAUUCAACAUCGACACCUUCACCUGCUGCUUGUAGGGUUUAAAGGCUUUAGCCUAAAUGUCUUUCGUUGUAAAACUCAUCAGUUCAACAAGCUUAUUAGUGCAAAGCAUCAUCAACACACAAUGAUGGUGAAAUAUUGGAGGCACUGGCAGCUGCGCUUGGAGCAGGUUGAAGAAAGAAGACUUCAGCCCCGAAUGACUAUAGCAGUAAAGUAUCACAGAAUUGCACUGCUGAGGGUUUACCUUCGGAGAUGGAGGAAGCACAGUAAAGAACACAGACACAUGCAGGAUUUAGAGUUGCAGGCUGACUCUUGGUUUGCAAGCCGGAUCCUCCCAAGAUAUGUGAAAUCCUGGAAAGAGUUUACAAUACAAAGAAUAGAGCACAAGGAGAGGAGAGAAAUAGCUGAACAGUAUCAUCAACAGCAGAUGUACAGCUGGGCUUUUUAUACUUGGUGGGAACGUUGUGUUCAGCAGAGAGACCAGCGACUGGCAGAGAGAGUGGCUGUGCUGCAUGAUGAGCGAGAGUGUGUGUCCCGUGCCUGGUCUAAGUGGCAGUGCAGGAUGUUUCAGCAGAGAGAGGACAGACUCAAACAAAUAAAAGCUGCAACACUUUACAGUCACACUCUCCUGCACAAAACUCUGAAGCAGUGGAGACACAAUGUCAGCAAUAUCCUGAGAAGUCAGAGACUUUUUGAGCAGGCAGUGGUCCAUGACAGCCAGCAGCGCAUGAGGCGUGCUCUGAAUGGCUGGCAUGAGUAUGUAGAAUGCAGAAGAGAGAAGAACAGACGAUUGAUGCAAACUGAUGCACACUAUGAAAGAAAGUUACUCAAGCACAUGUUUGAGGCAUGGAAGCAUCACCAUGUACAGACCCAGCGGAUCAUUCAAAGUGUAGAACAGUGUUACCAACAACAUCAGAAACAUCUGCUCAGGAGGACGCUGUGUUUGUGGAGGAAGAAUGUAUGUCUAAUAUUGGAGGAAAGAGAGAAAGAGGCACUAGCAAAUUGUCAUUAUCAACACCGCUUACUGUCAAAGGUGAUGUUAGCCUGGCAUCAGAGAUCAGCAUUCAAAGCAUUUCAUCAUCAUGAGCAGGAGGAAGCACUGAGAGAAGCUCAGCUUCACCUGGACAAAGUUCGGAUGGAGGCAGUUCUUAGGAGGUGGAGAGAGAAGUGCAUUGAGGUGAGAGCAGAGCGGCUGUCUGUGGAGAAAGCCUGCAGAUAUCACCGCCAUAUCCUGCUCAAAAAAUGUCUCCGGGCAUGGAUCGUGCAAAAUUACCAGCACAAACACUAUCAGGUCAUGAAAAUCAGAAGCAAUGAGUUACACAGAUUAAGAAUAUGUCAGCGUGUUUUUGUCCUCUGGAAAGCACAGCUACAGAGCAGAAGAAGAGAGGCAGAGCUAACAGAGAGGGCCCUAUGGCACUGGUCCCUGAAUCUACAAGACAAGGUGCUUUGUGCCUGGAGACACUGGGUUGCUGAGUGCCAAAGAAAAGAGAGUCGUCUUGCAGCAGCAGCUCAGUUCUACAGAGAUGAGCUGUUACGAGAAGGCGUUACCCACAUCCUUACAUACACAACUCACAUGAGUGCCUUCUCUUCAAAUAUGGCUCUCCGCAACCAUGAGCUGAGUUCACGGCAGCUGCAGGCAGUGGUAAGGAGGUGCGCCUUGCGAUGGAAGAAGUCGGUAUUAUGCAAACCUUCCAGAGUCAGAGAGACUAACAAGAAUGACAAGCCCACGAAAACAAAAAAGAGUGUAUCCUUUUCCCUGCCUGAAGAGCAAAGUCACAGCUACCAACCAAUCAGGAGCCCAGCCACAGAGCAGAGGGCAGAUGAUUCCACUAUGAACAAACUGCUGCUGGUCCGAGCAUCUAGGUUGCAACCACGAAGGCCUGUUGACUUAUUAGACUCGCCAGCCAAAGAACUGCUGCAGCCUGGCAGACACAGUCACACAGUCAGUAAUCACAAUGCAACUCCAUCUAGGAGUGCUCAGCCGCAGUAUGCAUGUCAGAGUGGCAAAGGACCCACAUCACCUUUAGAAUCUGUUCCAAAGUCUAGUCUUUCCCACUCUAUUUCACUUCCAUUCAUCCAGCCACAGCCCCCUGGCUUGUCUCUCUCUGCAUCAUUGAAGCCUCCUGUUCUGAACAUAAAGUCUCCGGUCCUGGCCAUCAAGUUUGGCUCAGCAGAAACCCCUACUAUACAGAAUAGUGCUGAGAACCAGGAGCUGCUGCUUCCGCCUUCUUCAUUUACUGCAUCUAAAUCACCGGGCAUGGUGCAGCAGACAGGUUUCAGACUCAAGGAUCUCUUACUCCUCACCCCUCAGGAUUUCAUCCACCCUAAGCUGCCUGGUCAAAAAGGUGUGUGUGAAAGUGUUUUUGUGGAUGCGGAUGAUAACGACAGUGAAGAGCCACAGCUCCUGCAGACAAGCAGUGAUCCUACUGAAGCUCUAAAAAGGGAAUUACAUAUUAUCAGACUCGACCUGCAGAGAUAUCAGCAAGAUAAAACACAGAUACAGACAUGGCGCAAACUUCAAAAAGUGAUGAGAAAUUGGCUUGGGACAACAGGCAAAGAUGCAGAUACCGAAGAAAAAGAAGGCAUUAUACAAGAAAUAAAUGAGCUUGAGAUCCGUAUUUCUACUCUGUCUGAGAAAAUAAAUGAUCGAAAGCCCAUCAUGAUCUGCCAUGCUGCGAGAGUUAACAGCAUAGAAAGUCAACUGCUGAGAGCCAACAUUAAAAUAUAGAUAUAAUGCAUUCUGUUUUGCACCUCUUCUAGAGUACCACUAGAUGGAUCAGGUAAAGAUGAGGAAUUAGAAAUUUCUUGAAGCCUGCAGAAGUUUACCUUCAAAUGUAAAAGUUCCUUUAAUCUGUCAAACAUAAACAGUGAAGAAAUACAAUGAUGUAUUUUGCAAAAGUGUAGAAAUAGCAGCAUUGUGCAUUUUCAUGUUUAACAUUUGUUUAUUUAUUUAUAACAAAAACUUUUAUAGUUGUAGAUCUUUAAGUUCUGAAAAUAAAAAGUUAUUUUCA